Molecule: messenger RNA, 938 nt
Organism: Saccostrea echinata
Lineage: Eukaryota; Metazoa; Mollusca; Bivalvia; Ostreida; Ostreidae
Product: putative nuclease HARBI1
Exons: 6
Coding region: 39-938 (299 amino acids)
Source: RefSeq, a predicted model, not a curated record
AACGAUUUCGAUUUCGGCGGCCUACAAUCGUCUAUUUGAUGACUCUGAUUGAACACAAACUAAUAAACACCACAAAAAAUCAAGCCUUACCUCCACUGUUGCAGCUGUUGGUCUGUUUGCGUUUUCUGGCUACGGGUGCUUUUCAUAAAUUGAUCGGGGACAGUGUAAAUGUUUCUGAGUGCACAGUCGGUAGAUGUUGCCGUUCUGUGACCCAGGCCAUCAACGACAUUCGGCAAGACUUCAUCAUGUUUCCGAGGGACCAAACAGCCAGACAAACAAAACAGGAAUUUUUGAAGAUCGCAGGGUUCCCAAAUGUCUUGGGGUGUGUAGAUGGGACGUUUGUGAAGAAACAAGGCCCUUCAGAAAACGAACCAGACUUUGUGAAUCGGAAGGGAUUUCAUUCUUUGAAUGUGCAGAUGGUGUGUGAUGCAAAAUUUCGUAUUACCAGCAUUUGUGCCAAUUGGCCGGGCAGUGUGCAUGACAGUAGGAUCUGGAGAGAAUCAGCACUAUGCAGACAAUUUGAAAGGGGUGAGCACAAAGGCCUCCUUCUAGGAGACUCAGGGUAUCCAUGUCGCAGGUUUCUGAUGACUCCAUAUCUCAGCCCAACUACAGAGGCCCAGCAGAGGUUCAAUGCAUCCCUAUGUAGAACACGGGUGCUAGUCGAGCAGAGUUUCGGCAUCCUUAAAAGGCGUUUUUCCUGUCUUCAGGGAACACUUAGAACAUGCCCAGACCAAGCAGCGGCCUACAUUGUUGCGUGCGUGGUUUUGCACAAUAUCGGGAUAGAGCGUGGGGAUAUUGCGAUGGACAGACAGGACGUGAUUCACUACAAUCCCACGGACCACCACGUUGCGUGGAGUCAGGGUUCGAAUUUUGGUCUGAUUCGUCGAUUUUCCUCCUCGCAGGUUACAUUUGGUGCCAUGACUAUGCCAUGGAAGUGA